This is a messenger RNA of Exaiptasia diaphana, 1659 nucleotides long. RefSeq names its product arsenite methyltransferase-like. The record is from RefSeq and is a predicted model, not a curated record. Bases 273 to 1433 code for a protein of 386 amino acids. The transcript has 9 exons. Gene Ontology annotation, molecular function: methyltransferase activity. Lineage: Eukaryota; Metazoa; Cnidaria; Anthozoa; Actiniaria; Aiptasiidae.
UGUAGUACAGUCAUUUGAAGACAUUUCAAAUYUUCGUUUUAURGUGRCACUAGGGCACUGAAUUAAAUUCAGCAAGGAUCCGUUGAUAUGGAAACGCACUUUUUUGUGACUUCGUGCCUCUUUCCUUUUUUGUUGUUGGGUUCCCUGUGRAAUAUUAGUAUGCACGUGACGUGACGUAGUGUCUAGUGAUUUUCCGUCGGGGCUUCCUUGAUUGUGGAAAUACCAGAAGUGAUUCGAAUAUAUUUGUUGCAAGGAAAAUAUUUAAAGAGAUUAUGUCGUGCAGCAGAAAACCUUUUAGCAGUGACUCCAGUUAUGAUCCAAUCAAAGAAAACGUAAAGGAGCACUACCGUAAGGAAUUGAAGUCUACGCCUGAGGCAAAACCUUCCUGCUCGUUUAGUGUAAUUCGUGAUGAAAGCAUAAAAGAAGCUCCUUCUUAUAUCAAAGAGGCACUAAGUCUUUGCCAUAAAGAUGUACUAUCCAAGUUUUACGGUUGUGGUUUGGUAAUYCCACAAGUUCUCGAGGGCAAGACCGUUCUUGAUAUAGGCUCUGGAGCAGGGCGUGACAGCUUUCUCCUUAGUAAGAUGGUUGGCGAAAAGGGACGCGUCACUGGGAUAGAUAUGAUGCAAGAAAUGCUGGAUGUUUCCAAUAAAUACRUCGAUUAUCACAAAGACAAAUUUGGUUACUCUCAGUCCAAUGUUGAGUUUAAACUUGGUUACAUUGAAAAGCUGAGUGAAGUGGGAGUUCAUGACUCUUCUGUAGACAUCGUUAUCUCCAAUGGUGUGGUGAACCUGACGCCAGAUAAAAAGGCAGUGCUGAACGAGGCUCGCCGAGUUCUCAAGGAUGGAGGGGAAAUCUACUUCAGCGAUGUCUAUGCCGAUAGACGUUUGUCUGAUGACAUCAAGAACGAUGAAGAGCUUUGGGGCCAAUGCAUCUCUGGAGCACUAUGGUGGAAAGAGCUGGUCGAUAUAUCUAAGGAGGUGGGACUUAGUGGUCCAUACUUAGUUGAAAGAAUGGCUAUCAUCGUUACCAAAGAAGAACUCAAGAAAAUUGUAGGUGAUGCCAAGUUUGCCUCCGCUACUUACCGUCUUUUCAAAGUCCCAAGAAGUGAUGAGGAGAGCAAAGAGAAAUUUGUAGCGACAUACAAAGGAUCUGUCAAAGAACACCCGGAUGAGUUCACGUUUGAUAUUUAUCACACGUUCAAGACUGGUGAGGCUUGUGAUAUCUCUGCCAACAUUGCAGACAUCAUACGUCAAUCAAGAUUUGCCGAGCACUUUGACGUAAAGCCYGYWGRUGGUGUUGGAGAUGUGUGUGAUGUAUAUGAAAUUGCUGAUCCGUUCAGAGGUCUAGAUAUGGAUGGCGGUGGAUUGUGCUGCAGYACGACGCCCUGCUGCCAAUARGAUUCGCGCAUACAGCAUUUUGAUAGAAGUCUUUAAAAAGACUUCACAUUUAUUUUACGCCUUGGGUCUUUUAGAAGGUGUUGGUACUUAUUAUAAUCGUUUAAUUUCUUUUUAAUUGUAUCCAUAAUCCCUUUCGGGUGUAGUUGUAGAGGUCCKUACSGAUCAUGAAAACUUGCUGCGAUAGACCAUCUAGACCAUCWACAUACUUGUAAACAACUAUGUAUUAGAUCAAAAUAAAUUUUAACAGUUUUUACAAAUCCUA